Molecule: messenger RNA, 1862 nt
Organism: Camelina sativa (false flax)
Lineage: Eukaryota; Viridiplantae; Streptophyta; Magnoliopsida; Brassicales; Brassicaceae
Product: polygalacturonase At1g48100-like
Biological process (GO): carbohydrate metabolic process
Molecular function (GO): polygalacturonase activity
Source: RefSeq, a predicted model, not a curated record
GAAGCUUUCUACUACUUAGUGAGUGCGACUUCUAUUCUUUACACACUUUUAUCUCCAAACACUCACCUCAAAGUCACCACCAAAAGAACACAUUUUCAAGCCUAGAAAAAUGUUAACUUCUACGUAUAAUCGCAAUCAAAUCCUCUGUUUCAUCACACUUUUUCUCACACUAAUCUCUUUAACCGAAUCUCGAUACCAUCACCACAAAGACAAACACAAACGCAAUAACCAUAACCACCACUCCUCAAAACCACAGCCGCCUCCUUCAUCCAUCUCUCAGCCUCCUACUCCUCCCCCGGGCCCCCCUGAUACACCGGCACCCUCACUGCCACCGUCACCUUCCGACGAGCCUGAAGAAGACAACAACGGAAUCUACAACGUGAGGAAGUUCGGUGCGGUCGGAGACGGUGAAACCGACGACACUGAAGCAUUCAAAACUGCGUGGGACUCGGCUUGCAACAACGAGAACAACACGGAUUCGGUGUUGCUUGUCCCUUACGGCUAUACAUUCAUGAUUCAAUCAACCAUUUUCACCGGUCCUUGCCGCUCUUACCAAUUCUUCCAAGUGGAUGGGACCAUUGUAACACCAGACGGACCAGAGUCGUGGCCGAGCAAUGUGAGUAAGAGACAGUGGCUUGUCUUCUAUAGAGUCGACGGAAUGGCUUUGAAAGGCGCCGGAGUUAUCGACGGCCGGGGACAAAAAUGGUGGGAUCUUCCCUGUAAACCUCACCGGACUGUCAACAAAUCAGCAAUUGUUACCGGUCCUUGCGACAGCCCCAUUGCUUUGAGGUUCUUUAUGAGCUCGAAUCUAAGAGUGGAAGGUCUACAGAUAAAAAACAGCCCGCAGUUUCAUUUCAGAUUCGACGGAUGUCAAGGAGUUCACGUCGACUCCCUUCACAUCACUGCUCCGCCGUUAAGCCCCAACACCGACGGCAUCCACAUCGAGAACUCAAACUCCGUUACCAUAUACAACUCCAUCAUCUCCAAUGGAGAUGAUUGUGUAUCGAUUGGCUCCGGAUCCUACGAUGUUGAUAUACGGAAUCUCACUUGUGGACCCGGUGGCCAUGGAAUUAGCAUCGGAAGUUUGGGCAAUCACAACUCACACGCAUGCGUCUCAAACAUAACGGUUAGAGACUCAAUCAUAAAAUACUCCGACAAUGGAGUUCGGAUCAAGACAUGGCAAGGUGGGUCCGGUUCGGUCUCAGGCGUGACGUUCAACAACAUCCACGUGGACUCAGUCCGUAACCCAAUCAUCAUUGACCAAUACUACUGCAUGACCAAAGAUUGUGCUAACAAAACAUCUGCCGUUUUUGUAUCUGAUAUUGCAUACCAAGGCAUCAGAGGAACUUACGAUAUUAGAAGUCCUCCGAUGCAUUUUGGAUGCAGUGAUGCAGUUCCAUGCACAAAUCUAACUCUCUCCGACAUCGAAUUGCUUCCAGCCAAAGGCGAUAUCGUUUUCGAUCCGUUUUGUUGGAAUGCUUAUGGAAUUGCGGAAGAGCUUUCGAUUCCUCCGGUUUGGUGUCUCAUGUCCGAUCCUCCCACGGCGUUGCAAAGAGCUCUUGUUGACAAGUGUGGUUCAUCGUGAUUUGCAAUUCAUCUAAUCGUAAAGAUUGAGAAUAAUUGAGUUAGACAAUAUAUUCUAAACCUUUUACGAGAUUUUAGAGAGAAAAAAUGUACAUAAAUCAUCAUAGGAAACACUACUCCUUGAUGAUUUUUCGUUGAGGAGUGGUACGUUUUAUUUGCCUCUCCUAGUAUUUUAAAAAGGAACUCUAUGAUCAUGUUCAAUUUUCAUAUGAUGAUUCUCUAGUGUUGUUUUACUAAGGAUGGAAAAAUUAAUACUAAGACUGCAUGUGUGUUUAUUU